Molecule: messenger RNA, 585 nt
Organism: Ruditapes philippinarum (Manila clam)
Lineage: Eukaryota; Metazoa; Mollusca; Bivalvia; Venerida; Veneridae
Product: FUN14 domain-containing protein 1-like
Exons: 5
Coding region: 138-557 (139 amino acids)
Biological process (GO): autophagy of mitochondrion
Cellular component (GO): mitochondrial outer membrane
Source: RefSeq, a predicted model, not a curated record
CUGACCGUAAUGAAGGGGAGAUCACUACGGUAGUCCCCUAUUUAAUUAGAUUACGUCAAGCACGGGAAUUAAAAAGAAGCGAAACAAAAAGUGGAAUUGGGUGCACAAAAAGUGUGAGUGUGUAGAUUCACUGAAGCAUGAAUAUGGAUGAAAUUGAGCAUGAUUUUGAAGUUUUAGAUCUCGGUGCUUUUAGACGGAACAAAAGUAGACUAGAAAACAUCUUAGGAGAUAUUUCCAAACAAUCUGCAGCCAAACAAGUUGUGAUUGGGGGAGCUGCUGGAUGGUUCUCAGGCUAUUUGUUUAUUAAAGUUGGCAAAAUAGCUGCCUGCAGUUUAGGCACGACAGUGCUUCUUAUACAGAUAGCUCAACAUCAAGGUUACAUACAGAUAAAUUGGUCCAAAGUCAAUAAGGAAGUGACACAGGCCAAACGUAAAGUACAGCGUGAAGCGAACAGACAGUUUCCUCAGCUAGUCGAUAACUUACGAAGAUUUGCACAAGAGAACAUGUUUUUGGCUGGAAGUUUUGUUGGUGGAUUUUUCAUUGGUUUAGCAUUUUGAUUACUCAAAACAUUCAACACAAACAAUG